Messenger RNA from Capsicum annuum, 877 nucleotides. RefSeq names its product pentatricopeptide repeat-containing protein At1g63080, mitochondrial-like. NCBI's taxonomy places the organism in Eukaryota, Viridiplantae, Streptophyta, Magnoliopsida, Solanales, Solanaceae. The record is from RefSeq and is a predicted model, not a curated record. Gene Ontology annotation, molecular function: protein binding.
UUCACAAUUAGGGCACGCCAAAAAAAGAUAACACCACCACUUUCACAAUUUAGAGAUAUACUCGAUUCCUCAGGUGAAGAUGAUGGCGACAAAUAUUUCAGUGCGCAAAUGCAAUGCUAUUAUUCUCUCUUCCUUUCAUCGUUGUUGUUCAAAAUCCUUUUCGGUGAAAGCUAAAGUUGGGUCACACAUCAAUUUUGACAAGGAGGUCAGCUGUUUAGAUGAUGCUGUUAGUCUCUUCCAUCGAAUGGUCAGAAUGAAUCCUCUUCCUUCUGUGAUAUAUUUCUCUAAAUUAUUCAAGACUAUACUAACUAUGAAGCAUUACUGUUCCAUCGUUUCUCUUUUUCGACAAAUGCGGAAAUUGGGCAUUCCAAUUGAUGGAUUCAUCUUGAGUAAUGUGAUUAACAGUUACUGUUUGAUGCAACAUGUUGAUUGUGCAUUUUCAGUGUUACCCAUUUACUUGAAGACUGGCAUUCCAUUUAAUGUCGUCACCUUUACCUCCUUUUAUAAGGGGAUUAUUUGCUGAACAUAAAGUCAUAAAUGCAAUUGUCUUGUUCAAAAAGUUGGUGAGGGAGAAUAUUUGUGAGCCCGACCAAAUUAUGUAUGGAACUGUCAUAAAUGGGCUCAGCAAAAGGGGUCACACUCAAAAGACGUUUGCUUCGGCUAAUGGAACAGGGAAACACUAAGCCCGACGUAUGUAUCUAUAGUAUUGUUAUUGAUGCCCUUUGCAAAGAUAGAAACUUAGAUGCUGCUAUCAGUAUUCUGAACGAGAUGAAACAGAAAGGCAUUCCUCCGGACAUAGUCCCAUAUAGUUCAUUAAUUGAUGGUUUGUGUAAGCUUGGUCAGUGGGAAAAGGUGAAGACAUUGUUCUCUGAGAUGG